CUGAGCUUGCUCCUUUCGACCAGAUUUCUGUCAGAGGAGCAUUAUAGUAAAAUGCACAGUUGAUGCUCCCGCAAAGUUUUCUAUCUUUCUGUUUAAAAAUUUACUUUGAAAAUCAAUUUUUAAUUGGAAAAAACGCCGAUUUUUAAUUGUCAUUUAGUUAUCAAAAAAAUUACCACGUUCUGAAGAACUCUAUUUAUAAUAAAAUUAAAAAUGAGAAUUCUAUUACUAUUCUCAUUUAUUGCAAUUUUGCUAAAUUGCGGAACAGCUUGGCGAACAUUUUUACGUGGUAGAAGUAAAUAUGGAAAUUUGGGUGCACCGAUUCUCAGCAGGGAAUAUAAUUUACCCGAGGAACAAUGGUUUACACAAAAUCUUGAUCAUUCCAAUCCAACGGACGCCAGAAAAUGGCAACAAAGAUAUUUUGUGAAUGACGAAUUUUAUAAACAAAAUGGACCAGUUUUUAUAAUGAUUGGAGGUGAAGGUGAUGCCAGUGCAAAGUGGAUGGUGGAAGGACAAUGGAUAGAAUAUGCCAAACAAUUUGGAGCCAAGUGUUUUCAAAUUGAACAUCGUUUCUAUGGAAAAAGUCAACCGACAGCCGAUCUGAGUGUGAAGAAUUUGGUUUAUUUAACAUCAGAGCAAGCUUUGGCUGAUAUUGCAUACUUCAUUGAAGAAAUGAUUAGUUUGCAUCAAAUUCCACGUGACACGAAAUUUAUUGUCUUUGGUGGUUCAUACGCUGGCUCAUUAGCUGCAUGGAUGCGUCUAAAGUAUCCGUAUUUAGUUCAUGGUGCAGUUUCGGCCAGUGGUCCACUUUUAGCUCAACUGGAUUUUCAACAAUAUUUCGUAAUUGUGGAAAAUUCAUUGAAGACCCAUUCACAGGAUUGCGUCGAUGCAAUAACAAAAGCCAAUGAUCAAAUUCACAUAAUGUUACGUCAUCCACUGGGACAACGAGGCCUCGUUGAAAAAUUCAAUUUAUGUGAUCCAAUUGAUACGGGACGAACAAAAAAUGUCGACAUUUCCAAUUUAUAUGAGACACUAGCUGGAAAUUUAGCGGAAAUUGUUCAAUACAAUAAGGACAAUCGAAAUGGAUCACAUUAUACAAUUGACAAAGUUUGCGAUAUUUUGGUCGAUCAAAAACGUGGAACGCCCAUCGAUAGAUUGGCCGAGGUUAAUAAUUUAAUGUUAACCGACAGCAAAGAAAAAUGUCUCGAUUAUGUUUAUUCAAAAAUGAUCGACGAAUUGAGAAAUGUCACGUGGAAGGAGCAAAAAAUUAUGGGAGGUCGUCAGUGGUUUUAUCAGACUUGCACGGAAUUUGGCUUUUUCCAAACCUCAACAGCACGGCCAAAAUUAGUCAGUGACACUUUUCCAAUUGACUUUUUCAUUCAACAAUGCGCUGACGUUUUUGGACCAAGAUUUCGUCACGUACUGGACACGGGAAUAGAGCGCACGAAUAUUUUCUACGGGGCACUUGAUGUAAAAUUAACUAAUGUGGUUUAUGUUCAUGGAUCAAUUGAUCCAUGGCAUGCUUUAGGUAUCACCGAAUCCACGGAUCCUGAUUCUCCCUCUAUUUAUAUAAAUGGAACUGCUCACUGUGCCAAUAUGUAUCCACCUUCAAAGAACGAUAUUCCCGAACUUGUUGAGGCGAGAAAAAAAAUUGGCAACUUAAUUGCCAAAUGGUUAUCGAAAUAAAAUUAAAAAAAAAACAAAUUAAAAUUUUCAAAAGAAAAAAAAAGAAGUUUAUAAUGUGAUAAACCAACAAAAAUUACGAUCAAAUUUCGAAAUUAACUGACAAGACAAUAGUUGAAUUAUUGAGGCUAUAAAAACCUGUAUAAUAUUUCUUUUUUAAUUUUAGAAAAAUUUUAAAAUUAAAAAAUAUUAAGAAAAAGAAGA
Messenger RNA from Leptopilina heterotoma, 1884 nucleotides. Its product is annotated as putative serine protease K12H4.7. Gene Ontology annotation, molecular function: serine-type exopeptidase activity; dipeptidyl-peptidase activity. Bases 211 to 1683 code for a protein of 490 amino acids. The record is from RefSeq and is a predicted model, not a curated record. Lineage: Eukaryota; Metazoa; Arthropoda; Insecta; Hymenoptera; Figitidae. Gene Ontology annotation, biological process: proteolysis. The transcript is spliced from 9 exons.